Molecule: messenger RNA, 720 nt
Organism: Penaeus chinensis
Lineage: Eukaryota; Metazoa; Arthropoda; Malacostraca; Decapoda; Penaeidae
Product: covalently-linked cell wall protein 14-like
Exons: 6
Coding region: 134-532 (132 amino acids)
Source: RefSeq, a predicted model, not a curated record
UCACGUUUCACCGAGUCAGCAAUUUGAAGUUCUCUCGGGGGUAUAUAAGCAUCUGAAACAUCGACAGUGUAUCCGUGGUCGACGAAAGAGAGGAAUUAAGUCUGCAAAUUCUUCGUGUUGAUAAAUCAGCAUCAUGAGGGUUACACUCGUUUCGGUUCUCGUUCUCUCCUUGCUGGGCAUCUGUUGCGCCUGGUCUGUGAGGAAAUUCCCUGAGGCUCUCCAAGACGUUAAGAGAAGUUCCAGUGAAUCCAGCAGUAGCGAGGAGUCGCCUGAAUCAACGAGCAGCGAGUCAAGUGACUCUUCGGGGAGCAGCGAGGAGACGACUAUAAGCGAAACGACCACAGCGGAAGUGACAACCACAGCGGAAGUGACAACCACAGCGGAAGUGACAACCACAGCGGAAGUGACAACAACAGCGGCAGUGACCACAACAGCGGCAGUGACCACCACAGCGGCAGGAACGACCACAGCGGCAGGAACGACCACAGCGGCAGGAACGACCACAGCGGCAGGAACGACCCCAAACCCCUGAACGACCACAACGGAAUAAACCUCGAGUUAUCCCAUCAGACGUAACAGCGUGUAGAGGAAAUGGCAACGACCGCCUGAUGCACCGACGCUGACCCCUGGCAAGAACCUGACCUUCAAUCGGCUGUUCAGCUUUAUUUAUUGCGAAUUUGUUUACCUAUCCUAUAAUAAAUUAUAUCAUAAGCAAUACGA